Cyprinodon tularosa is the source of this 989-nucleotide messenger RNA. RefSeq lists its product as uncharacterized. The transcript has 4 exons. Lineage: Eukaryota; Metazoa; Chordata; Actinopteri; Cyprinodontiformes; Cyprinodontidae. The coding region runs from base 17 to 919 and encodes 300 amino acids. The record is from RefSeq and is a predicted model, not a curated record.
ACGCUUCAAAUACAAGAUGGCAAAUUAUCGUACCAAACUCAGAGGCUACGGAGUUCCUGAGGUGAUGUGCAAUGCCUUCAAACGCAAGAGCCCUGGGGACCAAAAAUCUGCAAAGAAUGUGAAAAAGCCUCGAAAAGCAGAAGUAAACUACCUCCCACCUUACCCAGCAGGAGAGGAUGAGGAAAGUCAAGAACAGGAAAGGAUUCAGUUGCUGACUGAAGUAAGGAAAAGAGACAACAACAAAUUGAUCAAAGAAAAGAUGGCCAAAACAUUUGCACACCGAAGAAAUGAUAUCGUUAACCAAUCACCUGCCAUAGAGGACAUCAAAGCCAGAUGGCCAGCUCUAUUCGAGGCAUCUAAUAUCGAGGAUGAGUUUCACAGAAUUACAACGGUGCACCUGGAAUCGAAGUUCAUGUCCAAGCUGGAUGAAUACUCUCCCAGGCUUCUGAACCUCUUCCACUCAAAGGGUGGGACCAUGGGAUUAAGGUUGCAGACUAUCCUACUGAAGGCUCCUAGCAAUCCUAACAUCAACAUAACCAGAGACAUUGUCAUCCGGUGUCUGAUGUUGUACCUUGGGGAAUCUGCCGAUCAGCUCUUUAAAGAGUAUGAUGAUGCAGAUGAAGACAGUGUGGCACAGGACCUUGCUGUACAAAGGAUGAAAAUUUACAGCAUCCAGAGUAAUCUGUCAGAGGGUACAGAGGACAUCGGAAUCGUGAUAGAUGGUACAAAGGUUCUGACCGCUCUGGGUAACUUUCCAAGAGCUUGUGCCAUGCUUGUUGGUUUGACGUAUGCAGUGAAUCUUGCUUAUCCCAAGGAGCUCAGGUACACUUUCGAAGCCUUUCAGAAACUCUUCCUGGAGCUGGACUGUUCAAAGCUUUCUCCAAAAGUGAACAGCCUCAAGAGCAAGCUACUGGCUUAAGAAAGGGAGCCUAAAUACACUGGUGUGCUCAGUUAUUCUGUGUGUUCAAGUGAUUUAAGUGUUCAAGUUU